AUGGCUUUUGCACCGGUCUCCUCAUUAAUUCUUGAUGGUCUGCCUAAAUUUUUAUCAAUGGCAUAUCAUGAAGCGCUCAACCAUGCUAUUUACACAUUUGCUGAACUUGGUAUAGCUGAUCAACUUAUUCAAGCUCCAUUUGAUCGUGGUUUUAGCGUUGAAGAAAUCAUUGGUGAUGAUCGACCACAAUGGAAUAGGGAUUUGCUUUAUCGAAUAUUACGUGCAUGUAUUUGUGGCGGUCUUGUCGAAUCAAUUAAUGAUGACAAACAUUUCAUUCUUACUGCAUCUGGUAGUAUGAUAACGUCGAAUCAUCCAUCACAUGCUCGAGAUUUUAUUCGUUUCUGCUUUGGACCAAUGUGUAGUAGUGCUAGCUUACAAUUACCAAAUAUGGUAUGUGGCAAGGGUACAGGCAGUGGAAUAGCUCGUGUCUCGGGUGAUGUAGAUAUUUAUACGCUUAUGGGUCAACCUGGUCAAGAGGAGUUCUUACAAAUAUUUAGUGGUGCUAUGACAACAUUUUCAAUGCAAAGUAGCUCUCUAUUGGUGACAGCUGUUGAUUUUGGACGUUUCAAAACUAUGGUCGAUAUUGGUGGUAAUAGUGGAAUAUUCUUAGCUCAACUUCUUGAAAGCUAUCCAUCAAUUCAACAUGGAACUGUCUUUGAUCUGCCACAUGUUGUGAAUAAGUUUAACAAUGGGGAAGAGUUCGAAUCACGUAAAAUACAUAAAGAUAAAUGGUGUUUUGUUUCUGGCAAUAUAUUUGAUUCAUCAACUAUUCCAUCAGCAGAUGCCUAUAUACUAAAAUAUAUUUUACACAAUUUCGAUGAUAAGAAAUUUUUGGAGAUUUUAUCAUUAAUUCGUAAAGCUAAUGAAAAUCAAAAAGGUACAUCAACGACUAUAUUUAUUAUUGAACAUAUAAUUUUACCGGAUGGAAUUUUAAGUAACUGGCAAUCACAUGGAUUCGAUAUAAAAAUGGCUAUUUUAUUCGGCAAUGCGCGUGAACGAACACAAGAUGAAUAUGAACAAUUACUGAAGCAAGCUGGAUAUGAACUAAAACAAAUGUAUUCAAUUCAGGCACCUGCUUCCAUCAUUGAAGCUGUAGUUGUUCACUAA
Messenger RNA from Rotaria sp. Silwood2, 1107 nucleotides. The record is from the annotation of a GenBank genome assembly. Lineage: Eukaryota; Metazoa; Rotifera; Eurotatoria; Philodinida; Philodinidae.